AUGACCCAGCUCUCCACUCGUCGGCGCGUCUACGCCGAAACCCACAUGUUCAUCCAUGAUAAUGAGAGGUAUUUUGACGAUUAUAUGGUCCACGAGACCCACAAACCUCCUCGUCGAUUGCCCGGCCCCGGAACAGCGGAGCUUCGAAAGCUAUGGCUUCUACGACCCAAGCCCACAAUGAUACACAACUCCGGGUACCACUACAUGUCUUUACGCGAUAAUGCGGCGAAAAGGCUGACAUGGAGGGGGUCGUUUGAGCACUGGAACUCCGAGGGCAUUGAGUUGCACUUGGACAGGGCUUCUGUUGACAAGGCCGGCCGCUCCGCUGCGAGUCGCACGACUUUAUCCGAGAAAAGAUCGCCAAGGGCGUGCCAAUUUACUGCUAGGGGUUAG
Molecule: messenger RNA, 393 nt
Organism: Pyricularia oryzae 70-15
Lineage: Eukaryota; Fungi; Ascomycota; Sordariomycetes; Magnaporthales; Pyriculariaceae
Exons: 3
Coding region: 1-393 (130 amino acids)
Source: RefSeq, a predicted model, not a curated record